AUGAGGUCCCAGGGAAGAGUAACUCAUGCUGGGUCACAGUCGGCUCAUGAACCCCACCUCGACCAUGGCACCCGUCGGAGAAGCAGAGAAAAAGCAGAAAAGCAGAAGGCAGAAGCGGAGAAGCAGAGAAAAGCAGAAAGGCAGAAGCAGAAGCGGAGAAGCAGAGAAAGCAAGAGCAAAAAGCAGAACCAGAGAAACGCUUCCUACCAGAGAGAACCAGCCAAAGACCUUCAGAGAACCGUGGAACCAUCGACGAACCGACGGGACCAGAGACAGACCUGUGAACCGGAGAACCAGAGAGGGAACUUCUGGGGGGAAAGGGAGAACCAGACAAGUGACGAGAGAAAUGGAGAGCCAAAGAGAGACGUCAGAACCAAGAUUAAAAAAAAACGACCCAAGAACCCAAGAACCAAAAAGAACCCAGAACCAGAGACCAUGAGAACCAGAUCUUCAGAGAAUCAGACAGAACCGGAGACAGAUCUUUAG
Penaeus vannamei (Pacific white shrimp) is the source of this 486-nucleotide messenger RNA. The record is from RefSeq and is a predicted model, not a curated record. Lineage: Eukaryota; Metazoa; Arthropoda; Malacostraca; Decapoda; Penaeidae.